AUGGCGAAAAGAGGCUGCGAGAUCGGUGACACAUUCGAAGCUCUGAACAAUGCCGUUUUUGAAAAAUAUUUAGUGGAACCAAAAGUAUUAUCGGAAAAAGAAAGACUUUUAUAUCUCGCUACUUAUACCACAUUUGAUGAAUUGACCAAACGUUUUAGUCGUUGGCUAAUAGAUAGAGAUUUGAUUGAACAACAGCGACUGAUCGACACGGUGUUAUCUAACCACGGAACAAGCUCGAUACGACCAUAUUUCAACGGGCCUCCACUAAAUGUCACAUGUAACAUAUUCAUCAAUAGUUUCGACUCCGUUAAAGAAACUACAAUGGAAUAUUCCGUCACUAUAUAUCUUCAUCAACGGUGGUGGGAUCCAAGACUUCGUCACAACAGCUCCAACACCAUCACACUGUACUCGCACGAUUUUAUUGACAAUAUAUGGAGGCCAGAUCUUUACUUCGACAACGAGAAAAAGGCCACUUUUCACCACGUCACUACCGACAACAGAGCCCUGAGUGUUUCAUCAGAUGGCGAAGUGUUUUACAGUAUGAGGUUAAGCCUGACACUCUCGUGUAAUAUGAAUUUACGAUGGUUUCCCAUGGACAAGCACAAAUGCAAAAUGGUUUUGCUGAGUUAUGCCUAUGAUGCCAGCCAUUUGGCGCUGUAUUGGCGAAAAGUAGAUCCAGUAGCAGUAUACACGGACAUAAAACUGCCACAGUUUGAACUAACUAGUUAUACAACAGUGGAAUAUUUACAAGACUACGGUCUUACGAAUUGGUCCUUUCUGGAGGUACACUUCACUCUUGAGCGCCAGAUGGGAUUCUACAUACUAACGACGUACAUACCCAGCGCCCUCUUGGUAAUAUUAUCUUGGGUUUCCUUCUGGUUACACAUGAAUGCCACGGCUGCACGCGUGGCGCUGGGAAUUACCACGAUAUUAACCAUGGCAACGCAAAUCACUGGCGCGAGGCAGUCACUUCCGGCUGUAUCCUACCCAACGGCGAUCGACGUGUGGAUGGCCUCGUGUAUGUUUUUUGUUUUCGCCGCAUUGCUGGAGUUUGCCGCUGCCAAUUAUAUUUAUGUGUUUGGAAAAGACACCAUAGAUAAAGCCGGCCGCUUAGCGGCCAUGGAGCAACAGAAACGAAAAGAGGAAUUGGAGAUGCUGCAAAAUUUUAGUCUUGGACGAAGUAGGAUUGACAAUGGUGAUCUGAGGUCACGCGAUGGAAUCAGGGUUAUUUUCUCCAAGGACAUGGACGAUAACGACGGUAAAGUGCACACAGUAAGGAAAAACAUUCCAGCUGAAGCAACGGACAACAUAGACGAACAGAUGAGAACAGCGUGUUGUUCAAUGAACCGGGCCAAAUACGUGGACCGGGGAGCAAGAAUUAUUUUUCCUGUGUUCUUCGUCGCCUUCAACUGUGUGUAUUGGCGUGUAUAUUUGUCACAAGCUUAA
Molecule: messenger RNA, 1446 nt
Organism: Saccoglossus kowalevskii
Lineage: Eukaryota; Metazoa; Hemichordata; Enteropneusta; Harrimaniidae
Product: glycine receptor subunit alpha-2-like
Biological process (GO): monoatomic ion transmembrane transport
Cellular component (GO): membrane
Molecular function (GO): transmembrane signaling receptor activity; extracellular ligand-gated monoatomic ion channel activity
Source: RefSeq, a predicted model, not a curated record